Molecule: messenger RNA, 774 nt
Organism: Lottia gigantea (owl limpet)
Lineage: Eukaryota; Metazoa; Mollusca; Gastropoda; Lottiidae
Exons: 3
Coding region: 1-774 (257 amino acids)
Source: RefSeq, a predicted model, not a curated record
AUGAUUGUCGCUCACACUCCAAAAACUUAUUUUGGUUCAGGAGAUAUACAAAAAUCAUUGGGUUCUGUUCCUGGAUUUCCAUGGGCGAAAUAUCCUGGAGAAAAACAUCUUCCCGGUCAUAAUUACACUGGUCCAGGUACCAGAUAUUACACCAAAUUUAAAGUUGGAGAUCGAGUUCGUAUUUUCAAAUAUAAAAGUAAAUUCGAAAAAGGUUAUGUUGGAUACUGGACAAACGAAAUAUUCAUCGUUGAUAAAAAACUAAAAAAACCUAACACUACAGCAUGGAUAAAUAAUGUGAAACCUUACUUUGUGGAUCAAAUCGGAGACACUCUUCAAGGUGAUUUAGAUACGAACAAUUUCAAAGUAACUAAUUUAAAAUCUCUGGAAAAUGAUAAUCACGCUGUUCACAAGAAAUAUUUACGGGAACAAAUAAAUUCAAUUGAAGUAAAUAAAAACCAUUUAGAAGAAAAAAAAAGUAAUGUGAAAAGAUUCUUCAAACGUCAAGUAAAUAAUAAAAAUUUUGUUAAUGAAACUAAACUACAACAAGAGGUGGCAGGUUUAAUAAGUUUUAUUCAAAAACAAUUAGUCAACGUAGUCAAAACUAAGUUACAAAAUUUAAUUUCAUUAAUAUCUAAAUUAGAUGAUAAGAUUGCAAAACAAAAAUUAGACAUUCAACAAUUAAUAGAUAACAUUCCAGAUGAAAAUGAAGAUAUGUUUCAACAGGAAUUAAAUGCUCUGGAAACUAAACUUAACGAUGAAAAAAAUUCUAAUUGA